GACGAGUCAAGUCGUGUGCUGUUGCCUUGCCUCUACGCUCUCUGCCGCCCUACGUGUCAGAGCAGAGCAGAUCGGUUUUUUGUGUCCGGUGUGUGGGAUCGUUGCAUGAUCCGAUCUCAGAGAUCAGAUCAGUCGCUGAAACGCCGCGUGCUCGUCUACAGCCACCAGCUCGCUGUGUGGUCUCGCGUCCCCCGCCCACUCCCUCCACUUAAAAGGGUUUACAAAAAUUAUCACAGUGUAUGAAUUUGAUUCAUUCCCUUUUGCAACUAAUCGGAGCUCGGAAAACUCCGUAUAACUCGGCUUAGCACCGCUCAAGCUUGAGGGUGCCCAAAUUAUACCCAGAAGGGUGCUCUUUAAGCCCUGAAAUCUAAGCCUAGAAAGCGAACAUGACGCGACCGAAGCAAAAUGAGAGCAAAUUCAAGGCAUUCAUGCAGGAGAAUGUCCUCACCAUGGCCACCGUGAUUGGUGUGUUUGCGGGUGGACUGGUGGGCUUCAUCAUUAAGAACAGCACCGGGGAAUGGACAAAGCGUGAGAUUAUGUACAUAUCAUUUCCGGGCGAGAUCUUUUUGCGCAUGCUUAAAUGCUUGAUUGUGCCGCUGUUGGUGUCGUCGAUAACCAGUGCCAUUGGUGGACUUGAUUUGAGCAUGUCCAGCAAGAUAGCCACCAGAGCCAUCACAUAUUACUUUGUGACCACCAUUUCGGCUGUGGUUUUGGGCAUUUGUCUUGUGACCACACUGCGUCCCGGCCAGGGUGCAAAGAUUGUGGAAACCCAAACGGAGAGCAUCGAUAAGGCAUCCAAGGUGCUGACCCCAGACACGCUAAUGGAUCUGGUGCGAAACAUGUUUACGGACAACAUCAUCCAGUCGACCAUGUUUCAGUAUCGCACGGAGAUCUUUGAGAACACCAGCAUUAGCCCUGCACAACCCAUGGAAGCCUGGCAAUUCAAGUCCUCCCAGCGCGAGGGCUCCAAUGUCUUGGGUCUGGUCAUGUUCAGCGUGAUCCUGGGCACCACCAUUGGCCGUAUGCGUGAAAAGGGCCAACUUCUGCAGGAUUUCUUUACCACAUUGAGUGAGGCAAUGAUGACCAUCACCUCAUGGGUUAUCUGGAUCUCCCCAUUGGGUGUGGCCUUUCUGAUAGCCGCCAAGAUCAUUGAAAUGGAUUCCAUAGCAGCGACUAUACAAUCCCUAGGCUGGUAUUUCAUCACCGUCAUGAUUGGUCUCUUUUUGCAUGGAUUCGGCACCAUUGCUGUGAUCUUUUUCUUGGGCACACGACGCCUACCGUAUCGUUAUAUUGCCAAGCUCAGUCAGGUGCUGGCUACUGCCUUUGGCACUGGCUCCAGUUCGGCCACCAUGCCGCUGACCAUCAAGUGUCUGGACAACAUGGGCAUCGAUCCGCGAGUCACACGAUUCGUUAUACCCGUGGGCGCCACCAUCAACAUGGAUGGCACGGCUCUGUAUGAGGCGGUGGCAGCUCUCUUCAUUGCCCAGUAUCGUGAGAUGAGCUACUCCUUUGGCACAAUUGUGGCGGUGAGCAUAACGGCAACGGCUGCCUCAAUAGGGGCCGCUGGCAUACCGCAGGCGGGACUCGUCACCAUGGUCAUGGUGCUGGACACUGUGGGCCUGGAGCCAAAGGAUGUGUCCCUCAUUAUAGCUGUCGAUUGGUUGCUGGAUCGCUUCCGCACUACCAUCAAUGUCAUGUGCGAUGCUCUGGGCACUAUUUUGGUAAAUCAUCUGUCGAAGAACGAUCUGGCCAGUGUGGAUAGGUUGAAUGCCGAACCUCAUGAGCUCCUCGAGCUGGGUGCCAAUGGUCAUGAGAUGAAGGAAUGAAGGCAGUCUUCGCUUGGCGCCUAUAAUCGCAAACGAUGAGUGGACAUGUCCCGGGUGUGGGCCUGGUUCCACAUCCUGCCACGCCAGGAUAGCGACAGCGAUGACUACGACGACGAUGAGGAGUUUUAAGAUUGUCAUCGCUGCAUCGUUUAUCUGUUGGCAGGACUCAGGACUCCAACAGUCAGUUUGUUUUGCGAUAAAUUAUGGGCGACCAAGACGCUUCCAAUUUCCAAGAUUGAUUCAAUUUGCAGCAGUAGCCUCGAGAGGUCUGCCAGAGUACAAGUACUAAAAAAAACGAAACACAGCAACGAAUUUAAAGCCAGCUACUAAUUCGUUAAUUAGUUUGUUUUUCUCUACCCCCGUAGAAGCAGAAAAGCAGAACAGAAUUAUUUGUAAGAACUAAGCAAAAGAUACAUUUAUCGUCUAAAUUAGCCGUACUUUCAAGGUGUAAAUAAUAUUUUAAAUAUAAUUCAUAAUUAUAUUAAAUUGAGUUCAAAUUUUGCUUUACAUUCUCCCCCUCCCCCCACAUAUAUAUGAUUAGUAUUAAAUGAAAGGAGAAACACAAAAAUUAGUUAUAUUCAAAUUUCAAUUCCAUUUCAAACUCCAAGCAAAUGCAUUUUGUUGUCGAACAAAUGAGAUUCGUACUCUAGUAUUUGUUAAAUAAUAAAAGUAAUCAAUCCAACAAGUUUUCUGCCAUAGUAAAACAAAAUAAAGAAAGACACAAAAUAAGUAAAAUAUUUAGCAGUUAGUCGUCAGAGCGAUAAACACUUGAAAAUACAAUUAAAAUCGAAUCGGGAUAAUACAGAAAUCAGAAUUUCAAAUGCCGUUACAAGUUCGUGUUCAUAGUUUGAGCUUUGUACAUACUUAAUAGAUUAAGUAUACAUACGCGUUCACACACAUUACAUACAAAA
Molecule: messenger RNA, 2737 nt
Organism: Drosophila subobscura
Lineage: Eukaryota; Metazoa; Arthropoda; Insecta; Diptera; Drosophilidae
Gene: Eaat1
Product: excitatory amino acid transporter 1
Exons: 11
Coding region: 387-1826 (479 amino acids)
Biological process (GO): L-glutamate transmembrane transport
Cellular component (GO): plasma membrane
Molecular function (GO): L-glutamate transmembrane transporter activity; neutral L-amino acid transmembrane transporter activity; glutamate:sodium symporter activity
Source: RefSeq, a predicted model, not a curated record